AUGAAAGGCCCUGAUGAUCCUCCUCCCGCCAUCGCCGCUGGCCUUGGCACUACUCAUGCUGCUAAUGGCCCUGCAGCUGUUGCUACUGCAGUUGCUGCUGCAACCGCGGCUCCUGUUGCUGCCACAGUUGCUGCUGCUGGCCCCCUUGUCAUCACCGCUGCUCCUACUGCCGCCAUUGUUCCUGCUGUUGCUGCCCCUGCCACCGCCAUGGCUGGCCCCACAGCUGGUCCUGCUGGAGCUCCUGCUCCCAGGUUGGGUCAACCCAACGUACCUGGGCCCCUCAAUGACCCAGAGGCGCUUCAGGCAGCCAUUGAGGGUGCCCUGGUGAUAGCCAAUCAGCCUCUGCCGGUGCUCCCCGGUAGAUGGUAUGUUGUUACUCGUGGACAGGAAGUUGGGGUCUUUCAAGGCUGGGCCAGUGUCUCGCCGCUCGUCUCCACAGUGCCGAACACGUGCCAUGAGUGCAUCUCCUCCCGGGAGAAUGGCUUCCAGAUCUUCCGCGCGGCCAUCGCUGCAAGGACCGUUGCGCUGUGCCCAUGA
Molecule: messenger RNA, 537 nt
Organism: Sparassis crispa
Lineage: Eukaryota; Fungi; Basidiomycota; Agaricomycetes; Polyporales; Sparassidaceae
Exons: 2
Coding region: 1-537 (178 amino acids)
Source: RefSeq, a predicted model, not a curated record